GGUCAUCAACCUCUGCCCUGAACGUCCCACCUCUUCCCUCUCUUCCUCCCCUGACGGGACUGAGCAUUGGUGGAGUGCAGAAAUUCAGCGCAGAAGCUACUAUUGACUAGCUUUGUCUCUGAUUUUACCCUAAUCUGCAGGCAAGGAGUCGGAGACGCCACUACAAGGAGGAUGCAUCUGUUCGUGUGGCUGAUCCUAGGCCUGUGGGGUGCAGCGUCUGCUCAUCACCACGUGGUGGAUAUCUGCACUGCAAAGCCAAAGGACAUCCCGGUGAAUCCCAUGUGCAUUUACCGUAACCCCGAGAAGGAGAGUGAGGGGCUAGGGCAGGAGCAAGAGAAGGAGAAGAUCCCAGACUUGACUAAUCCCCGUGUCUGGGAGUUAUCCAAGGCCAACACCCGCUUCGCCAUGGAAUUCUACAAGCACCUGGCAGAUGCCAAGAAUGACAACGAAAACAUCUUCAUGUCGCCCCUCAGCAUCUCCACAGCCUUCGCUAUGACCAAACUCGGUGCUUGUGGCAGCACCCUCCAGCAGCUCAUGGAGGUGUUCCGGUUUGACAGCAUUUCAGAGAAGACCUCUGAUCAGAUCCACUUCUUCUUCGCCAAGCUGAACUGCCGGCUCUAUAAAAAGGCCAACAAGUCCUCCGAGCUAGUGUCGGCCAACCGGCUCUUUGGGGAGAAGUCUCUGACCUUCAACGAGACCUACCAGAACAUCAGUGAAGUGGUUUACGGAGCCAAACUCUGGCCCUUGAACUUCCAAGAAAAGCCAGAGCAGUCGCGGGCUCUAAUUAACGAGUGGGUGUCCAAUAAAACAGAGAAGCGCAUCACUGACGUGAUCCCCGAGGGAGCCAUUGACCCGCUCACUGUGCUGGUGCUGGUCAACACCAUUUACUUUAAGGGGCACUGGAAGUCACAGUUCCCAACUGUGAACACCAAAAUGGAUAAGUUCUACAGAAGCGACGGUGAGGUCUGUACAACCCCCAUGAUGUACCAGGAGGCCAAGUUCCGCCACGUCUCCGUCCCCAGCGACCAUGUGCAGGUGGUGGAGCUGCCUUACAAAGGGGAUGACAUCACCAUGGUUCUCAUCCUGCCCAACAAGGGCAAGUCCCUGGGGGCGGUGGAGCGGGACCUGAACCCAGAGCGGCUGCAGGACUGGCUGAGCUCGAUGAAGGAGAUCUCGCUCUCCGUCUACCUCCCCCGCUUCCGCAUCGAAGACAACUUCAGCCUGAAGGAGAAGCUGCGGCACAUGGGGCUGGUGGAUCUCUUCGACCCUGAUCUCGCCAAGCUGCCAGGUAUCGUUACAGAGGGCCGUACAGACCUGUAUGUCUCUGAUGCCUUCCACAAAGCCUUCCUUGAGGUGAAUGAGGAAGGCAGCGAGGCAGCAGCUUCCACCGCAGUUGUCAUCUCGGGGCGUUCGUUUCCCAUGAACAAAAUGAUCUUUAACGCGAACAGGCCUUUCCUGCUGUUCAUCAGGGAGGCCACCAUCAACACCAUCAUCUUCAUGGGCCGAAUAUCCAACCCCUGCACUUAAGGAGCUGUGGGUCCAGCCUCUGCGUCCACAUGGGUAUCCAAUUAAUAAAAUAUCCCCGCCCGUGUC
This is a messenger RNA of Pelodiscus sinensis (Chinese soft-shelled turtle), 1593 nucleotides long. RefSeq names its product serpin family C member 1 (gene SERPINC1). The record is from RefSeq and is a predicted model, not a curated record. Gene Ontology annotation, biological process: regulation of blood coagulation. NCBI's taxonomy places the organism in Eukaryota, Metazoa, Chordata, Testudines, Trionychidae. Gene Ontology annotation, molecular function: serine-type endopeptidase inhibitor activity.